This is a messenger RNA of Gymnodraco acuticeps, 3427 nucleotides long. RefSeq names its product membrane-associated ring finger (C3HC4) 4 (gene marchf4b). The record is from RefSeq and is a predicted model, not a curated record. Gene Ontology annotation, molecular function: zinc ion binding; ubiquitin-protein transferase activity. Gene Ontology annotation, biological process: protein ubiquitination. NCBI's taxonomy places the organism in Eukaryota, Metazoa, Chordata, Actinopteri, Perciformes, Bathydraconidae.
ACUGCCGCGCAGGAAGUGACGUAGAAAAACAAGCGGGCACGUGGAGAAGGCGUCGGUUGCUUGGCAGUGUAGAGACAGGAGAGACUUCCAACUGAAGUAUAUCAAUAUAUUAGACUGGGUUAGAUCUUGUACUUGAGUCAGUGGAGAAGUACCAGAGUGUAUGAAUACUCUGGUUCAACUACAAGUCCUUCAAUUAAAAUGUGACUUAAGUAAAAGUAGAAAAGUAUUGGCAUGAAAAUAUACUUAAAGUACCAAAAGUAAAAGUAGCCUACUCAUUAUGCAGGUUGGCCCAUUUCAGGUUCAGUUGAAUCCAAAUAUUGAUUGAUUAAAGUGUUAUCAAAGCUGGUAAAGGUGCAGCUACAGUAAUAAUACUUACUUUGUAUGCUGCAGGGUAGCUUGUGAAUGUUACUCCAUGUUACUCAAUGUUACUCAAGUAAUGUAAGUGUUUAUUAUAAUCCAAAUCUGCAAAUUAACCUAGGUGCUAUUAAAUACAUACAUGGAGUAGAAAUACACGAAUUACCUCUGAAUUGUAGUGGAGUAGAAGUAAAAAGUAGAAAAACAAUGUAAUGCUUAACUUAAGUACAAGUACCUCAAAGUUGUAUAGUGCUAGAGUAAAUGUAGUUUGUUACUUUACACCAUAUCAACAAUAGAAACAUUUUUCUCCAAUUUGUUGUGUUGUUGAUCCAGCUGUCUUCCAUCCCUGUUGUAUUCAAUAGUUAUUUUAUCAGACACUUACUCGGCAAUUACCUGCUGGCAGAAAAGCAGCAGGGGUUAGGACUUGUCUCAGUUUGUUGGCAUACAUUAAAUAAUAUUCAACAAUAUAUAAAGUAGGACUAUAAAUUAUCUUAAUUUAUAACAUUUAAACCCUUCUUGCAUGCAUGACAAACAAUAAUCUGUUUUUGCAUUUUAGUAAGCCACUUUUAAUCAAGCAAACAAUCUAAAUACUUUUUCCAUCUCUAGUUUAGUGUUUUAAGGCCAUUGUUUGUUUUUUUAAUUGACGAUAAUGAGCAGAAUAAAUUGCUUUUCCUAAUUUGAGUAGCCUGCCAUGCAUGUUUCCCUUUGCAGAUGUGAUCCUUGUUUAGGUUUUAACCAUGCACUUUCAACCUAAUUGAUAUUUGUGCUGAACAAAGUGACACUAUUUAGCUGAGCUUUUAUGAAUAAUUUGUGUUGGCCAUGUGUUGCCUGAUAAUUGAGCUGUUUAAUUAAUAAUUUCUGCUUUCUGUUUGCAUGAUGGAAGCUAUUCUUUGGGAAUAAAACAUGAACCUGACCUUUAACAUAAUGCAUCCUUCUAUAGUGAUGAAUGACUUGGCUAAAAGUAGUGAUAUACCAUUUUCCUGCAUGUGCAUUUGUCUCAGUUGUAAUGAGUUGGCUGCUUGCAUCACUGUGCGGAGGUGACGUGCGGCGUCUGGGAGCUGUCCCAGGAAUCAUGGUGCUGAGGCUGCAGCACCUUUUCAGCAGCCAAUGAUCACAGGACAAUCCGGGGCAACGGAUGCUUUCACCCGGGGCAGGACAGUCCUACAAUGCUGUUGGAUUUUAACGGAGGGAUGUAAACCCAUCGGCUUGUUCCUCGGACAUGGAAAUGCGACAAUUGGGGAUGUAAGCACACUUGCCAGCGACCUGCAGUCGGCAGGAGAUCUAUCAAAAAAUAAAUAAACUGUAAGCAUUAAGUCUGUGGAAAUCGGGAUAGCUCGCCAGCUGUGACAUUUAUUGAACUUAAUGGCUUCAGACACUUGUUUGCAUCGAUGGGAUUUGUUUGCCUUUUGGAUGUACAUUCUCGUGAAACAAUAACAUAGGCUACUUUCAAUAAAUCAACAAAGAGAACUGCAGACUUCUUUAAGCCCCAACACACGCUGGAAAACGCACCCCAACGACCCCAUAUGAGAAAGUGUUGGCUCAUGACGGAGACAUAUCCAGUACAUGCUGUCUUCUUCCAGCACCUCUGCAUGGUGCUGUGAGUUUGUGGCCGUCAGCCUGAUGCUGCGCAGCCAGGGCAUGCUGAAGAGCCGCUGCUGCGUCCUGCUCGGUGACCUGAGGGUGCUCCUUCUCGGGCCACCGACAUCUCUUUCUCCGCUGACCCCCAUGAGCGUCCAAGGAACUGAAAGCCAUCAAACAGGCGUUGCCAUCCCCGACAAUAACAAUACGUUAACGAGGAGCCACCAGCCCGCAGGGGACCGGGUUACCCCCCCUGUAGCGGGAGCCCCCGGGCCGCCGGGCGGAGAGCGGUCGGGCUGGGUGGAUGCUGCCGAGCUGUCGGUGGCCUUGCGCGGCUGCAGCAGCUCCUCCGAUGACUGCUCAAAGGGCAAACUGGAGGAGCGGUUCUCCCUCACCAGCUACUCUGAGAGCGGCUUCAGGACCCCGCUGUGCAGGAUCUGCUUCCAGGGACCAGAACAAGGGGAGCUCCUGAGCCCCUGCCGGUGCAGCGGAUCAGUGCGCUGCACCCACCACCCCUGCCUCAUCAAGUGGAUCAGCGAGAGAGGAUCCUGGGCCUGUGAGCUCUGCUACUACAAAUAUCAGGUCAUUGCCAUCAGCACCAAAAACCCACUACAGUGGCAAGCCAUCUCCCUGACGGUGAUAGAGAAGGUGCAGAUAGCAGCGGCCAUCUUGGGAUCCCUGUUCCUGAUGGCCAGUAUCUCCUGGCUGGUGUGGUCCUCCUUCAGCCCGUCAGCCCGCUGGCAGAGACAAGACCUGCUGUUCCAGAUCUGCUACGGCAUGUACGGCUUCAUGGACAUCGUAUGCAUCGCGUUAAUCGUCCACGAGGGACCUUCUGUGUUUCGAAUCUUCCACCGCUGGCAGGCUGUGAACCAGCAGUGGAAAGUCCUGAACUAUAUCAAGUCUAUGGACAAUGAGGACCUGAAGAAAGCUGUGGACAGAACUGUGUCUCAGCCCAGCCCAGGCUACCAAACUGAGGUCGGAGUGUCCACCUCCACCUCCUCGCUGAUGGUGGUAGCCUCCACAGCCGAUGGCUCCAUUUCUACCACCGCGGUGACGCCUGCAGGAGGACAGGGAGCACAUCUGGAUCCUAACAGCAGCGCAGUGCCAGACCAACACGGCCCCUACAACAUCCUCCAUCUCCUCAGCAACCUCAGGCAGCCGGAGCCCCGCAGCCAGCCCAGCAACAGCACAAGAGAGCUGGUCAUGAGAGUCACCACAGUCUGAGGAGCCAAGAGAGGCCUUAUCUCACACAGAGGGGGAAGAUUUAUGACCCAGCUGACAGUUGAAAAAGAAAAUGUCUUCUCUUAACUGCACUGGAUUAAUAACAUGUUCUUGUUUGUCUCAAAAUGCAUCUCUGAUGUCCUUACAUGGAUUGAAUAAAAGUCAAAGUUGUUUGAUUUGCAGAAUUGGUUGGAAACUCUUUAUUUUAGAUAGUUAGGGUCAAGAAUAUUGGCUGAAAUGCGUAUUGAUAUUUAUUCCUGAUACUCUGAAACAA